Molecule: messenger RNA, 852 nt
Organism: Leptopilina heterotoma
Lineage: Eukaryota; Metazoa; Arthropoda; Insecta; Hymenoptera; Figitidae
Gene: MED21
Product: mediator of RNA polymerase II transcription subunit 21
Exons: 3
Coding region: 189-731 (180 amino acids)
Biological process (GO): regulation of transcription by RNA polymerase II
Cellular component (GO): mediator complex
Molecular function (GO): transcription coregulator activity
Source: RefSeq, a predicted model, not a curated record
ACAAAAAUUACGAAAUCUGUCAAAAAACGCAAAAAACUUAAAAGACUGAAGCUCGAAACUCGAAAGAAAAUACUCCUGAAUUAAUAAAUUUUAAUUCACGACAAAUUCUAAAGUAUUUUCCAAAAAUUAAUAAAAAGAAUUUUUCAUUAUUUUCUCCAGAUUAUUUUUGUAUUUAUUUUUACUUCACAAUGUCAGAUCGUCUGACACAAUUACAAGAUAUGAUAAAUCAGCAAGCUGAGCAUUUUUGUAAUAGUAUUGGAAUUUUACAACAAUAUUCCAGUCCAAGUAAAUUUCCCGGUUUUGAUCGUGUUGGGACUCCGCAACCAAAUCAACCGCAAGAAGAUUACGCGGCAUUAUUUGCGACAUUAAUUGCAAAAUGCGCAAAAGACAUUGACACAUUAAUUGACAGUCUACCAAGUGAGGAAUCAUCUCAGGAAUUACAAGUGGCGAGUCUCAGUCGUCUAGAGAAGGAAAAUCAAGAGGCAGGCGAGAAACUCGAGGAAGUUGUUCGCGAGGGCGAAAUUCUUUUGUCCCGUAUUCAAGCCGCUCUCCAGGACAUUGCACAAAGUCAACUCGACAUGCAAAAUCCAUUGACAACCGCUGUGAUAAAUACAAAUCUCAAUAUUGAAACAACACCAUCAAUAAAGCAAGAAAAUCUCGGCACAAACAGUGCGCCAUCGAGUAACAGUCAUCAAAUACCAGAUCCAUCGCCAAGUUCCAUAAGUCAAUAAAAGAAAACAAAAAAUUUUUUUCCAAACAAAAAAAUUUACCAUAAAAAAUUAUUUACUCAUCGAAAAAAAAAUCACUCAUUAUAAUUAAGUGUAAAUAUUUCAUUUUUAUCAAAAUAAAUUA